CAGCUGGCUGUCAGUGUCAUUACUGUCAUAUGUGAAAACAAGAAAAAUGGCGGCGCAGGUUCCUCUGGGUAUCAAAACCCAUGUUCAAAAGAUUUGCUCUGUUUACAAGCAAACCUUACGCAACUUGGAGGCAUUCUAUGACAGGCGUAAUGUCUACCGCUACCAUGCUGUGCAAAUGCGUGUGCGUUUCGAUGAGAUUGUGAAUGAGAAGGAUUUCCGCAAGUCCCAGGAAAUGCUGAAGCAAGCACAAGAGGAACUGUUCCUUACGCAGCAUCCUAUCCCUAAGAAGUUCCCCCUCAGUCCUGGCGGUGUCGCAUACGAGCGUAUCGUGAACCCUCCAGAUUGGGUCCUGGACUACUGGCAUCCUCUCGAAAAAGCCCAGUAUCCGGAAUACUUCAAGAAACGUGAACAGAGGAAGAAGGAGUUUAUAGCCAUGUGGGAGAAGGAAUAUGGCAAAUAUGACCCUAAGAGCGAACACCAUUAAACAUUGUAUAGUAGUUUAUGAUAGUAAAUUAAUUGUUAGUGUA
Molecule: messenger RNA, 527 nt
Organism: Ostrinia nubilalis (European corn borer)
Lineage: Eukaryota; Metazoa; Arthropoda; Insecta; Lepidoptera; Crambidae
Gene: ND-B22
Product: NADH dehydrogenase [ubiquinone] 1 beta subcomplex subunit 9
Exons: 3
Coding region: 47-484 (145 amino acids)
Biological process (GO): mitochondrial electron transport, NADH to ubiquinone
Source: RefSeq, a predicted model, not a curated record